Molecule: messenger RNA, 402 nt
Organism: Aspergillus oryzae RIB40
Lineage: Eukaryota; Fungi; Ascomycota; Eurotiomycetes; Eurotiales; Aspergillaceae
Exons: 4
Coding region: 1-402 (133 amino acids)
Source: RefSeq, a predicted model, not a curated record
AUGAAGUUCAUCUCUGUUAUCGCUCUCCUAGCCCCCACCGUCCUGGCCGCGGGCUGGAUCGAACUCAUCCAGGAAAAGUGCCCUGAUAUACCAAAUCGGUGCCUUGAUAUUGCUAAGGAGGCCCAUGACCCGGUGUUUGAUAUCGUUGCAGCUACAAAAGCUACACAGACCCUGCCGGGUUGUAACCCGGCCUAUCUGGAAUGUAUCAAAAAUAUGGAUGAUACUUAUGAGCCAGGCGCUACUCAAGGAAAUCCCGUUACAUGCGUCCUACAAAUUGCGCCUGAUCAUUUCAAGUACUUCCUCGACAAUGACAGCGCUGAGAUACCGAUUCCGUCUAACCAAAACUGUCCAUUGCGAGAGCUGCACCGCGUAGCGCACGUUGAACUGGGUUCCUUGGCAUAA